Fusarium falciforme is the source of this 876-nucleotide messenger RNA. Its product is annotated as Carbonic anhydrase. Gene Ontology annotation, biological process: carbon utilization; cellular response to oxidative stress; cellular response to carbon dioxide. NCBI's taxonomy places the organism in Eukaryota, Fungi, Ascomycota, Sordariomycetes, Hypocreales, Nectriaceae. The record is from RefSeq and is a predicted model, not a curated record. The coding region runs from base 1 to 876 and encodes 291 amino acids. Gene Ontology annotation, cellular component: cytoplasm. Gene Ontology annotation, molecular function: zinc ion binding; carbonate dehydratase activity. The transcript has a single exon.
AUGUCGCCAAUGAUCUCCUCUCGGUUUUCUUCCUUUUCCCUCCUCUCCUCCUCUUCUUCUUCACUCUCAUCCUCUGUUUAUUCUCGUUCAACUUCUCUUUUCCUCUCAUCAGCCAAACGCUCUACCCUCCUCUCCCACCCACGCUUCGCAUCAUCCAAGUCAUCCCCUCCACCACCACAGCUCUCCCGGUCCGACUGGCGCAAGAUGGCUGAACAGGACAUCACCAAGUACCUCCAGCAGAGCCACGACCGGCUGUUCGACAACAACCGGUCCUGGGCAGAGGCCAAGGCCAAGAACAACCCCGACUUCUUCAAGAACCUCUCGGCCGGCCAGGCCCCCGAGUACCUCUGGAUCGGAUGCGCCGACUCUCGCAUCCCCGCCGAGCAGAUCUGCGGCCUCGAGCCCGGCGAGGCAUUUAUCCACCGCAACAUCGCCAACCUCGUCUGCAACACUGACCUCAACGCCAUGGGUGUCAUCAACUACGCCGUCAAGCACCUCGGCGUCAAGCACAUCAUUGUCUGCGGCCACUACGGCUGCGGCGGUGUCAAGGCCGCCAUGACUCCCAAGGACCUCGGUCUUCUGAACCCCUGGCUGCGAAACAUCCGCGACGUCUACCGUCUGCACGAGAAGGAGCUCGACGCCAUCGAGGAUGAGGCGGCCCGCUACGAUCGCCUGGUCGAGCUCAACGUGAUUGAGCAGUGCCGCAACGUCAUCAAGUCAGCCGACGUCCAGCAGUCGUACGCCCAGAACAAGUACCCUAUCGUCCACGGCUGGGUCUUUGGCUUCAAGGAUGGUCUGCUCAAGGAUCUUAAGAUUGACUUUGAGGCGGUGCUGCAUGAUAUCCAGAAGAUUUACAACCUCGUCGAUAACAAGUAA